UUUUGUUGUUUUUAAGCCAGUCAUCUCUGACCAGUGUCUAAACUCGCAUACUGUCCUGCAAAGCCUUUAAAAAUGCAUCCUUAGCCGACUACUAGCUUCCACCGAUCCCAGAUGGUGUCUGAAACUUAUAACCCAGUUUUGUCCACUUUACUGUGGCCCUUCAACCUGUGGUCGCCACCCAGUAUUUGACCAUUGUUGGGAAGAAUACCAGACACAUUGAUGAACAUGAUGUGCACGAAGAUGGCGCAGACCUUAAGACCACGUCUAAUAAGCGCUUCAUUGACUCCUCGUGGGGUAACAUUGCUUUCAGGUCCUGGAUCUAGGAUGAUCUCAACCCAUAAGCCCAAGAAGAAGAUCAAAGAGUAUUAUAGUCUGCUGAAUCUACGUGAAGGAUGCUCUGUAGAUGACGUCAGAGAGUCUUUUCAUAAGCUCGCCAAGGUGUAUCAUCCAGACAGCGGCUCCAACGAUGCCAAUUCAGCAACAUUUAUAAAGAUCGAAGAAGCUUAUAGGAAUGUGCUUUCCCAUGUGAUAAAACAAACACAGGCCAGACAGAAAGCUGAAGACACAGAAGAAGAAGACAAAUUCAAAUACAACACGCCUCAGCACCGGCAUUAUUUGAGCUUUGAAGGCGUGGGCUUUGGGACACCGAGUCAACGAGAGAAACAGUACAGACAGUUUAGGGCAGACCGUGCAACAGAGCAGGUGAUGGAAUAUCAAAGACAGAAACUUGAGAGGGAGCUCUUUGCUAACAGCAUAACUGUCAAAGACGUAAGGCAGAGCAAAGAACUAAAGAUAACUCAAGCCAUGGAGCGCCUGGUAGAGGACCUCAUUCAGGAGUCAAUGGCAAAGGGAGACUUUGACAAUCUCAGCGGGAAAGGAAAGCCUCUGAAGAAGUUUUCUGGCUGUUCAUAUAUUGAUCCCAUGACUCACAACCUAAACAGAAUAUUGAUAGAUAAUGGGUAUCAGCCAGAGUGGAUUCUGAUGCAGAAGGAAAUCAAAGAUACGAUUGAGCAGCUUCGAGAAGCACUUCUAGUGUCUAGGAAGAAGCUUGGGAACCCCCUGACACCUGGGGGACAGAAACAGUGGAACCAAGUGUGUGAGAAGUUUCAAGAAAACAUCCGAAAGCUAAACAAGCGAAUUAGUGAUUUCAACUUGAUCGUCCCCAUUCUAACCAGGCAGAAAGUCCAUUUUGAUGCCCAGAAAGAAGUGAUCAGAGUCCAGAAAAUGUAUGAGGCCUUCAUAGAAGCAAAAGAAAUCACAGAAGAAAACCCAACUGACAUUAGCAAGGAAGAAGAAAAAACACCCAGAGUCAAGACAGGCUUUCUAAACUGGUUGAAUCUGUGGAAAUUUAUUAAAAUUUGAAUAUUUUGACAUUCACGAUUUACUGCUCUAGUCAGUUUUAAAUUGCCCUGACACCAGAUAUAGAACCUGAGAUUGAUUGAUUGUGCCCCAGGGACUGGAGAAUUGUGUGCCUUUGUAGAUUUCAUACUAAUCACACCCCUGGUGAUAGAUAAGAAACCAAGUGGAGAGAAAAGCGAGUCAGUAUUGCUAUGAGGAUGGAGCAAGAAAAAGAUCCUCCCUCUGGAAGGAGGGAGUUAAUUAAGGAAAGUUAAUCCGUAUCAGUUGUCAGGUGAUGGAAAAGGCUGAGACUCAGAUCCAUGGCCCACACAGGGCAUGAAGCCUCAGUGAUCUUUAAAACUCUAGGAACUUAAAGGCAAUCGCUGUUGACAUUUCUAAACAUAGGUGUUUAAACAACAAAACCAAAAGAUGUAUUUCUGAAACACAAAACUGAAGAAGUUGUAAUGAGAUUUAACCACCUAAAGUCUCCAAGUGAAAUCUAAAAAGAAGGGGUCCUGGGGGUUAAGAGUACUUGCUCCUUGCUGCUAUUACAGAGGGACCAGAGUUCAAUUCCCAGCACCCAUGUCAGGUGGCUCACAACUGCCUGAAACUUCAGCUGCAGGGAUCCAGUGCCCUCUUCGGGCCUCUGUUGACACCUGCAUGCACUCGAAUACACACACAUACACAUAAAUAAUAAAUUAAAAAUCUCCACAGGUAGUUUUUUGCAGGUUUGCUACUGUAUAUUCUUGAGCUUAUUGAAGUUCCAAACUAUUGAGAGACUUCUGGACUUCCACCUGCUGAUGGAAGAAAAAUGAAGGUCAGGAAAUAGCUUAUCGGGGCUCUGGCACUUGGUUUGAUUGUUUUUUGUUUUGUUUUGUUUUGCUUUGCUUUGUUUUUCCCAGACAGGGUUUCUCUGUGUAGCCCCGGAUGUCCUGGAACUAGCUCUUGUAGACCAGGCUGGCCUCAAACUCACAGAGAUCCACCUGCCUCUGCCUCUGCCUCCCAAGCACUGGGAUUAAAGACUUGCAUCACCAUGCCUGGCGACUCUUGCACUUAUAAAGGCCUUCCCUGUGGGCACUGGGCAAAGAAAACGCCAAGCAAGUACAUGGGCUAACUUAAGAUCCAUUGUCUACAGAAGUUAAUCAGUUAAUCUUGUUGAUCUAAAAAGUUCUAAAAAAUAGGUUUCAGUGCUAAAGAGUUUGAAUUUGUUUUUAUAACUUUUAGAGGGGGCAUAAAUCCUUAAGUUCAAUGCAAGGGUAAGAGUUCACAUCCAGUUUGUUGUCACAAGUUAAAAGGUUAGGUUUCCAGAAACUUUCCUUAAGCACCCCAGUGUCCUGAACCAGACUCCCCAGAGACUUUCAGCAAUGUAGGAACCCCCUAAUUAUUGUGUCAGGGACCCAACUCCCCGUCUUGGGGACCCUUCGAUAACAAGGUAUCUGAAGUUUGUUCCUUGGCAUCUUUGGCAAGUGACAAGAGACAGAAGGUGAGGAGAUUGUUGUUCUUGUCUCCUUUCAGGAAAUGUGGGGCUCUCAGGCUUGGCUAAUGGCUUUGAGUGCAGAAUUGGUUACCCAAGAGGGAACUGAGGUGGGUGGAGUCAGCCCAUCCACAGAGAGUGGUGUAGACAGGAGUCUCCGAGUAAUAACUCCUGAUGCUGACUUGGGGCCAACAAAUUUGGGGUCAUUCUGGAAAGUUUGUGAUGACUAAAACAAAGAAACCUACACCCUCAGAAGGCCUUUCUGCCUCAAAGAUUGACCACUAGUUGGCACAAUCAGUGAUUUUUUUUUCUUUAGUUAGAGUUAUUUGGCUUCUAAGGUGACAUUACCAUAUAUAUUACUAUACAUGAAACUGUCAACAACAUGAAACAUGGCUUUGUGAUAAGAGCUAUGGUUCCAGAAUAUUUUAGAAGCCUGUUUUUUUUGUGACUCUUGUUAAAAAAUGGGAAUCUGGAGUAAACAUGAAUGAAAUAAUUUUCAGUGUUGUACAUGAGAAGGUGAAGUUACCAGAAAACAAUUAAUUUUGGCAUGAUUCACUUCAUUUGCAAAUGUCUAUAUUAAUAAAGUUGUGUUAAUGACUAUUCAGUAGUCCAUUGUUCUAUAACAAUAGUAAAUAAUAACGUUUUUAACAACCUAA
Molecule: messenger RNA, 3468 nt
Organism: Cricetulus griseus (Chinese hamster)
Lineage: Eukaryota; Metazoa; Chordata; Mammalia; Rodentia; Cricetidae
Source: RefSeq, a predicted model, not a curated record